UUGACGCAUAUUGUGUACACUCAACAAUUUCAACUCAUUAAUGAACAGAAUUAUUUGUCUGAUUUUAACGACGUCGCUUGAGUUAGCAGUUGCAGUUUAGGGAGCACAUUUGUUAGCAAUGAAGUCGUGGAGCAGAGCUGUGUUGGUGUGCAUGCUGGUGCACGUUAUACGUGAGGUGCUGUCUGGCGGCCAUCCAUACAUCGUGCCCACUGUAGGGCAAGUGUGGCCCAAGCCUCAGAUGCACGUGUCGCAGACCUCAACACUCUCCAUCUCACCAGACCAAUUCACCUUUACAGUGACUGACGAAACCUGCCCCCUGCUGCAGCGGGCGCUGGAUCGCUACCUGGCCAUCAUGUUUCCCGCUAACAAGCAGCUAUCGACGGCUCGCCAUGCUGGCAGGGUGAGCGGCAAGGCUCUCACCAGCUUCCAGAUUCGUCUCAUGGCGGCUUGCGAAGGCGCGCCUUACCUUCACAUGGACGAGCAUUAUGAAAUAAAGAUAGACAGUCCUGACGAGCCUGGCGUGGGCAGCAUCGUAGCGGUGAGCGUAUGGGGCAUCCUGCGAGGUCUCGAGUCCUUAUCUCAGCUCCUCAUCCCCGCUGGCGACGGCACCUACUUCGUGUACGCCACGCAGAUCAUGGACUUCCCGCGCUUUUCUCACAGAGGUUUCAUGAUCGACACAGCUCGUCAUUUCCUGCCCAUGAACAAAAUAAAAGAAAUGCUCGAUCUCAUGAGUAUGAACAAAUACAACGUCUUGCACUGGCACAUCGUUGACGAUCAGAGCUUCCCCUACGUCAGCGACGUCUACCCCGAUCUCAGCACCAUGGGUGCGUGGGACAGCAACAGAGUCUACACCUCAGCCGACAUUGCUGACAUCGUCUCAUAUGCAACAGACCGCGGCAUUCGAGUCAUUCCAGAGUUCGAUACUCCAGGCCACACGCGCAGCUGGGGAGAUGGCCAGCCUGACCUCCUCACUGAAUGCUACACUAACGGGUCCCCGAACGGCUUGUACGGCCCCAUCGACCCGUCGAAGGAGACGACCUACGACUUCCUGAAGGCGUUGUUCACGGAGGUGACGAGUCGCUUCCCUGACCACUACCUGCACCUCGGCGGCGACGAGGUGCCCUUCGCCUGCUGGAUUAGCAGCCCAAGCAUUUCGGAGUUCAUGGUGCAGCAGAACAUCACGACUUACUCCGGCCUCGAGAGCUACUACAUUGCACGUCUUCUCGACAUCGUGGCCAACCUGCCGACCGCCAACGGGUACAUGGUGUGGCAGGAAGUGUUCGACAACAACGUGACGCUGGCCAGCGAUACCGUCGUGCAUAUAUGGAAGGGUUCGGGAGACGAUCUGGAGAAUGAGCUCAGUGACGUAACAGCAGCAGGCUUCUCUACGCUGCUCUCGUCGUGCUGGUACCUCAACUACAUCAGCUACGGUACAGACUGGCACCCAUACUACGAGUGCGACCCGCAAAAUUUCAAUGGCACUGAGGCGCAGAAGAGCCUGGUGGUGGGGGGCGAGGCGUGCAUGUGGGGGGAGUGGGUGGACCGCACUAACCUGAUCGCCAGGACGUGGCCCCGUGCGUCGGUGGUCGCCGAGCGCCUGUGGAGCGACGCGUCUGUCAACAGCACCAGCGAGGCGGCGCCGCGGCUCGAGGAGAUGCGCUGCCGGCUCCUCAACAGGGGCUACGAUGCCGAGCCGCUCGGCUGGGGAUAUUGUGAUGCUGACCUUUAAUACACGUAUUCUCGAGGUGCUGCUCACCUCUUUUGUCAAGCUGUCCUUUGUUAUAACAUUUUCUUGGCAUUUGGCUCCUCACUUAUCCAUAGUAAUCAUUGUUUGGAAGAUAUAUGUGGCAACCUCGCAUUUAUUAAAUUCUCCGUUUUUCGAUUUUCAUAGCCGUUUUCAAAGAGAAAGGAAAGUUCAUAGAAACGUAGAACAGUAAAAACAAAGGAUGAAAUGUUCGCAA
Messenger RNA from Hyalella azteca, 1961 nucleotides. RefSeq names its product beta-hexosaminidase subunit beta. NCBI's taxonomy places the organism in Eukaryota, Metazoa, Arthropoda, Malacostraca, Amphipoda, Hyalellidae. Bases 119 to 1729 code for a protein of 536 amino acids. Gene Ontology annotation, biological process: carbohydrate metabolic process; glycosaminoglycan metabolic process; ganglioside catabolic process. Gene Ontology annotation, molecular function: beta-N-acetylhexosaminidase activity. The record is from RefSeq and is a predicted model, not a curated record. The transcript has 12 exons. Gene Ontology annotation, cellular component: membrane.